AAGAGCCCAGUUUGGAACAUCUGCAGCAGCUGUGCAUACAUUAUUUACAUUAUUAUUUAUUAUUUAUUCUACUUUCACAAAAUGCCUACAAAGCGCAGAGAGGGCCCAGAGGACGCGGUGCCGGUCCCUGCGGACAGUGAGGAUGAGGAGGGAGAGUCCGGAGCAGAGAGCUUCCUCUCAGAUGAAGAGAUGUUUUAUCUGGACGGAACUGAUCCGGUAGAGGAUCUAGAAGAUGAGGAUGAUGAAAAGCAACAGGACGCUGAAAAAGCAAGAAGCUCAGCUCCAGGACAAGAUAACAGUUCUUCAGAAGAAGAAGAAAUAGAUGAGCAGUCACAACAAGCACAAUCUGGUUCUCCACCACACAAGAGGGCAAAGAAAUCCAGGUUUGGGCUUGCACAGCAUGCAUCACAAGACCAGACCAGAUCCAGACCUCCUCCUCAGGUAUGCUGUUCAGCCAUGUCCUGGAAGACUGAGACAGAUGGUGAUGUCUGUCCAGUGCCAAAAAGGUUCAUCCCAGCAAGACCUCCUGGACAUCAGCUGAACUCAAGCACCACAUACACACCACUGGACCUUUUCAAACUGUUCUUCAGCAACGACGCAGCUCAAACCGUUUGCCGAAACACAAACAAGCAAGCGGCCAAAAGCGUCGCCAGAGGCAAAAAAUAUUCAUGGACUGACGUCAACGUCCCAGAGUUUUUCAAGUAUGUGGGACUGAGUUUCUUCUUUGCGUUGGUGAAACUGGACAAUAUGCAGGAUUACUGGAAGAAGAGCACCAUCUUCAGUGUGCCGUUCCCGGCCAAUGUGAUGCCACGGGACAGGUACCGCGUCAUAUCCUGGAACAUCCACAUGAGUGAUCCAGACAAAGACACAGAGAAUGACAGAAAGAAGGGCACUCCGGAUUAUGAUCGCCUGUACCGCCUGAGGCCUCUUAUGGACACCAUCAAAGAUGCUUGCAAAUCAUUUUACCACCCCAGACAGAACCUUUCAAUUCACGAGAGAUCGGGGGCGACCAAGAGCCCCACAGGAAUAGUUCAAAGCAUAAGAGGGAAGCCCACUAAGUUGGGGUUCAAACUGUUUGUCCUGGCUGACAGCAGCAGUGGCUACACCUGGGACUUCAACGUGUACACUGGGAAGUCCCAGUUUGCCUCGGGGGUUGGACUGGCUUAUGAUUCGGUGAUGUCCCUGGUAAAGACGGCAUACCUGGGCAGUGGCUUUCAUCUAUAUGUGGAUAAUUUUUACACGAGUCCAAAGCUGUUCAAAGACCUGUUUAGCCUGAAUAUUGGUGCUUGUGGCACAUACAGAGAGGGAAGAAGAGGUUGUCCUCGCACAGAAACAAAUGCACUCAAAAAAAGUGAUCCUCGAGGCUCCAUCAGGUGGCUCCGUGAGGGCCCACUGCUUUUUGUCAAGUGGAUGGACAAUCGCGAGGUCUCUGUCUGCUCCACAGUCCACGAGGUAUUCUCUGGAAGCAGCGUGCGGAGGAGAGUCAGGUCCAAAGAUGGACACGUGGCCAUCAAACACAUCCCGUGCCCAGCGCCUGUUCUGGACUACAACAGGCACAUAGGAGGUUUUGAUUUGUCCACCCAGUGCUACUCUGUACAUCACAAGAGCAUGCGCUGGUACCAGACCUUGUUCUUCCACUUCCUGGACAUCGCAGCCACAAACAGCUACCUCCUUCACAAGGAGCUGUGCAGAGAGAAGCAGGAGGAGCCCAUGAGCCACAGGGCCUUCCUGCAGGAGCUCACAGCCCAGCUGUGUGGCGUCACCGUGACAACAGCUCCCGCCCAGGCACACAGUGGACACCUGCCCAUAGCGAUCUCCGAACAAUCCGAUAUCAGCAAGAGGGCCUCGUACGGACGCAGAACCUGCGUUCACUGCAGGAAGACCAAGCAGGUGAGGCAGUCGACGCCCUGGAAGUGUGCUGAGUGUGACGUGGCCCUGUGUGUCAUCGCAGACAGAAACUGCUUUCGGGAUUGGCACAACUAACUUUUUCUACAGAAAACCCCAAAGAGACUUGUUUGUAAGAAAUGUAAAUAGUUUUUGUGUUGUUGGCUAAAAUGUCUAUUUUAUUUUUCUGGCUCACUAAAGCCUAGAUGAACAAUUUUCUAAAGCCAGGUCUUGUUCACUAAUGUGCCAUGUGUGAUUUGAAUACAUUUCUGUCACAUAAAGUAUCUGUUUUUUGUUUUUCUUUUAUAUUCAUAGUAGCUAUUUGUACAUUCAGCAAACAUACUGUAUUAGCCCGGAUCAUCCACAAGUCCAGAAGUAUUUAUUAACCCUCUGGAGUCCAUCUUUUUAUUGAAAAUACACAUGUUUUAUUUACAGUAAUAACUUUAUUUAUAUAUCAUAUGUAGACAUGCUGAGAAAGCCAGUUGAAAGUUCAAUCAUAGGAGCUUUCACAGUGUGCCAUUUAUGUUUCUAGACCAUUUUUAAAUUGUGAAUUUUCUUUCUACAAUGAAAACUAUCACUAUUUUUAAUUUACAUGCAAAUAGAUCGUUUUGUAGUUUUAUUAUUUAUUAUCUUUUCUUCUGUUCCAUACACACUUGUGUCUUUUGUUUGCAUUUUGGGUUCCUGGCAGCUUUAUACUUUGUUAAUUAAAAUAAAAUGACAAAUCUGACUGAUAGCCAAGUUUGUGUGGAGAAAAAGGAGCCAUGCCUGUGAUGUAAGGACAGACUGAAAGAUGCUAAACAGAGACGGAAAUUAAUGCAUAGCAAGUUGACAAAUUUGAACCAAAAUCUCCUGGACUUCAGAGGGUUAAGAUUGUGCAUUAAAGGGCUGGAGGUUUUACAUGCAUUUUUACAGAAGGAGACCAGGUGGUCCAAACAUAGAAAAGACAUGCCUUUGUCCUGAUUGGGUGAUAUUGAACCUGAAGAGGAUGCUGUAAACUAUCCCUGUAUGCAGAAAACUUUUUCUAACUGAAUCUAAUUUGAAUAAGAUAAACCAUGAAAGCAGCCCCAGAUAAAGUAAAGAGAAGCAGGAUAUUUAUGGUAUAAGACAGUGGUUCUCAACCCCUUAAUGGACACACAUCACUGGGUCCUGGACCCCCCAUUUUAUAAGGUUUCAUUUCAGGGACAUCAACAUAUUUUGUUUGUUAGAUAUGAUUAAGACCAGAAUUUUAUAAUUGUCAUUUUAAAUUGAGGUGAUAACUGUGGAGGAAAUGAAAUCUAAAAUGAAAAUAAUCCCUCUGUGGACUCUUAAUCCCAUUGGACUCUUCAAUCUGUAGUGAAACAGCCAUUCUCCAUUUUCUGGGGACCUAGAACUCCCUCAAGGACCUCUGGAAGAGAACAAAUGGUCCAGGGAACCCCUCAUAUCUUCUUAACUGUCUUUCAGUUGUCCCAGUAUUUCUUCUGUAUGAAAAUAAUUCAAACAGAAGCACUUUAUACAUACACAGAGACACGCUGGUAAAACAUGGUUAACAAAGCUGAACAAACAUUAACCCUCUGAAGUCCAUCUAUUUACUGAAAAUACAUGUUUUAUUUACAGUAAUAACUUUAUUUAUAUAUAAUAUGUAGAAAAGCUGAGAAAGCCAGUUGAAAGUGCACUCAUAGGAGCUUUCACAGUGUGGCAUUUAUGUUUCUAGACCAUUUUUAAAAUGUGAAUUUUCUUUCUACAAUGAAAACUAUCACUAUUUUUAAUUUACAUGCAAAUAGACUGUUUUGUAGUUUCAUUAUUUAUUUAUUUUUUUUUUUCUGCUGUUUUUGUGUGUAUAAAUGGUUUUUAAAAAUGGUACGUUUCCAUAGACAUCUGUGUCUUUUAUUUUCAGUAUUUUCGGCAGUUUUAUACUUUAAUUGAAAUAAAAUGAAAAAUCUGACUGAUGGCCAAGUUUGUGUGGAGAAAAAGGAGCCAUGCAUGUGAUGUAAGGACAGACUGAAAGAUGCUGAACAGAGACAGAAAUUAAUGCACAGGAAGUUGACAAAUUUGAACCAAAAUCUCCUG
Molecule: messenger RNA, 3930 nt
Organism: Centropristis striata (black sea bass)
Lineage: Eukaryota; Metazoa; Chordata; Actinopteri; Perciformes; Serranidae
Product: piggyBac transposable element-derived protein 4-like
Exons: 2
Coding region: 82-1983 (633 amino acids)
Source: RefSeq, a predicted model, not a curated record